CGGAUCAAAACUUGUCGUCAACACGCUCAGCCCGCUCGGAGAAGUGGGGCAGGACCUGAGUUCUCUCUUUUUUGCCCCACAAACGGACUACUUUUCUGCAUUAUACAACGGGUAAAGGACACACCGCCACCGCCAACAGCGGCACAGCAUCAACAGCAGCAGCACAGGCGCCGAGAUAAAGAAAGAUGCCGCUUCUUCACAAAAAGCCCUUCGUCCGACAGAAACCUCCUGCUGAUCUCAAGCCAGACGAAGAAGUUUUCCUUUGUAAAGUGACUCACGAGAUAUUCAGAACCUACGAUGAGUUCUUUGAGAGGACCAUCCUUUGUAACAGUUUGGUGUGGAGCUGUGCGGUGACAGGCAAGCCGGGUCUGACUUACCAGGAAGCCCUGGAGAGUGAGAAGAAAGCCAAGCUUAAUCUUCAGAACUUUCCUACUACAUUGAUGCUCCCCCUCUUGCACCUGACUGCUCUCACCCACCGUGCACGCCUGCAUGAGAUAUGCGAUGACAUCUAUGCUUUUGUGAAAGAGCGUUUCUUUCCUGGGGAGAUGGUGGAUCUUGUGAGUCGUUCCGGUGCCAGACAUCCCUACAAGAUCUUAGAGGUCAUUCCUCCUCAUUCCAAUGGGACAGUUAAUGGUCAUAUCAAACACCGGAUGGAGGGGGAUUCCAUUGUCAUCAGUGACAGUGAUGAUGAGAGCACAGUCACUUCACCCAAGACGCCCAGUGGCAGGAAGAAGCCCCUCAGUCCAUCCUCAUUUAAGUAUAAGAUUCAGCCUGUGAAGUCAGAAGACUGUGAACCUAUACUUGUAAAAGCUGCUCAAUUGUGUCGUAAGAAGAAUGUGUUUUCCCGAGACCGACUGAAACUGCUCCUUAAACAGCACUGUGAACUAAUGCAUGGGACCAUCAGACUCAAACCAUCAACAGUUGCAAAAUACAAGCUGUCAGAACAAAGUUUCUCUCAGUUCUUCCCAGAUGAGCCUCCAGUGUUUGCCUUCAGUCCUCCUAGCAAGGGCAGAGGUCGCCGCCCCAAUAUUACAUCUCCUGGGGAGAUGAGUUAUGUUGAAGGGGCAAACGUGAUGCGAGCUGCAGAAGAAAAGUUAAGACUGAUGCAACAAAAAGAAGAAAUGUUGGCAAUGGCACAUGAAAAAUCAAAAUUAAAGAGGGAGAGAGAGGAUAUACUGGAAGCCAAAAAGAAGGAAAAGGAGGACAAAGAAAGAAGGAAAGAAGAGCUCAAGAGAAUUGUUGAGGAGGAGAGACAGAAGAGAAAAGAAGAGAAGGAACGAAUGAAGGUGGAGAAAGAGAGGGAGCGAGAAAAGCUAAAGGAAGAGAAGAAGAAAUAUGCUGAACGGCUGAAGUUGUGGAGUAAACCUCGAGAGGACAUGGAGUGUGAUGAUCUCAGGGAACUGCCAAACCCACUGCCGGUGAAGACCCGUCUGCCUCCUGAUCUAUUUGGAGAUGCACUGAUGGUGCUGGAAUUCCUGAAGGCAUUUGGUGAUAUCUUUGACCUGAAGGAUGAGUUUCCUGAUGGUAUCACACUAGAGGUUCUGGAGGAAGCCCUGGUGGGCUGUGAUCCAGAGGGGCCACUGUGCGAGCUGCUCUUCUUCUUCCUGUCUGCCAUUUUUCAGGCACAGGCUGAGGAGCAGGAGGAGGUGGCGAAGGAGCAAGUGGCUGAAGCAGACACCAAAGAUCUGAGUGAGGCAUUGGAGGAUGAUGUUGACCCUACACAGUCUGCCAUCAGUGCUGUAGCUUCAUUGGCUGCUGCCUGGCCUCAGCUCCAUCAGGGCUGCAGUCUGAAACAGCUGGAUCUGGACAGCUGUACUCUCUCUGAGAUCCUAAGACUGCACAUUCUGGCUUCAGGGGCAGAAUGCAUCUCCACCAAUGCAAAAUUCCGCUACCAGAAGCAAGGGGGUUUUGCCUCAACAGAUGACCCCUGUGUGGAGCUGCGGCUCUCUAACCCUGGCCUGCUCAAGAAGCUCUCCUGCACUGCUGUUUAUGAUCUGCUGCCUGGUGAGAAACUGAAAAUCCUGCAUGCUCUGUGUGGGAAGCUGCUGACUCUGGUCUCCACAAGAGAUUUCAUUGAGGACUGUGCUGAUGAGCAGAGAGCAGCCAAGAUGGAGCUUCGUGAGAUCAAAGCAGAACAGCACCGCAGAGAGAGAGAGGAGGCUGCUAACAGAGUUCGAAAGAGAAAGGAGGAGAAGUUGCGAGAGCAAGAACUGAAACUAAAAGAAAAGCAUGAGAAACUCAAAGAAGAGGAAGCAAGGAAUGGCACACAUGUAGCAGGAGAGGAGAUGGACACUAGUACAGAGAGUCAGGAGGGUAAUGCUGACCAGCAGACAGAGGAUGAAGGGGAGCAUGUACAACAAGGCAGAUCUAAAAAAGCUAAGAGCAGCACUUCAAAAGAGAAGCAGACUAAUGAGGAGGAGGUGAAGGAUGGCCUGAGCCCAGAGGAGCUCCAACAGCAGCAGCUGAAGGAGAAGGAGCUUCUGGAGCGGAUCCAUAAAGCUGCAGCCUGCACUUACAUCCUUCCGCUGGGCCGUGACCGCCUCUACCGCCGCUACUGGCUGUUCCCUUCUGCCGGAGCACUUUUUGUUGAGGAUGACUUUUUCGGCCUAACUGAGGACAUGCUGCAGCCCCGUCCUGUUCCUGAACCCAAAACAGAAGAGCUCUCUUCUGUCCAGAGCCCUACUAAGACUGAAGAGCUGAUGGAAGAGCCCAGCCCAUGUCAGAGCAACUCUCCCCCUGUGAACCGGCCUAAUCAGUGGGCUUUCUACAGCACACCUGCUGAGCUGGAGCAGCUGAUUGAGUCUCUUAACCCGCGAGGACACCGCGAGAGCUCCCUCAAAGAGGCUCUAGUGCAGGAGAAAGAACGCAUCGUUCAAAUGCUCAGCAGUAGUGCGGCAGAGCGCUACCACCAAACAGAUAAAGUACUGACAGAGGCCAAAGGUAGCACUGUGAAGUCUAAAAAUGGACCCCCUGCCCCAGAAAGCACUGCACCUGCUGAUCACCACAUGGAGAAUCGUCUAAGGGAUCUGCUGUUGGACAUUGAGGACCGCAUUUAUCAGGGAACUCUGGGUGCAGUAAAGACGAUGGAGAGAAGUGCCUGGAGAGCAGCACUGGAAAGUGGCAACUAUGAACUACUGGUUUCUGAGGCUAAGGAGAACGGAGUACUCAGUGGUGAGGAGGAGGCCAUGGAAAUAGACGAGAGCCACAUCAGAGUCAAAGACAGGCUGCAGGAGUUAAAGAGUGAAAGCCAGAGUGCAGCCUCCACCAGUGCCAGCACACCCCAGCCUGUCAACAACAAUGUGCACUACCUCGCACAAGCCCUGGCUCAGAUAGAGCAGGGCAUUGAACGCAAAUUCCUCAAAGCUCCACUUGGUGACGAGGACAGCAAAAAAGACCAAAAAAUGAAGAAAAAAGAGAAGAAGAAAGAUGAUGACCAGUCCAGUGAGAAGGAUGAUGGCAGUGACUGUGGGCGGCAGGUGAAGACCGUGCUGGAGCGCUGGAGGGAAUCUCUCCUUGGCUGCUCCAGCCUCUCACAGAUUUUCAUGCAUCUGUCCACCCUGGAACGCAGUGUGGUUUGGGCCAAGUCAAUCCUGAAUGCCCGCUGCAAGGUGUGCCGCAGGAAGGGAGAUGCGGAGAACAUGCUGUUGUGUGAUGGUUGUGACAGGGGCCAUCAUAUCUAUUGUGUGCGUCCUAAACUGAAGGCUGUUCCCACUGAAGACUGGUUCUGCCCAGAGUGCCGUCCCAAACAACGUUCUCACCGCAUAAACUCUCGCCAGCGGUCCUCCAUUGACUCUGAAGAGGAGCUAGAAGAAGAUGAAGAGUCUGAAGAAGAGGAAGAAGAGUCUGAGGAAGAGGAAGAGGAGGAGGAGUCUGAAGAAGAGGAGGAGGAGGAAGAGCAAGAGAAAGAAAGUGUUUCUAAGAAGACCGCUGUGAAGCUUCCCCUACAGACCACUAAAGGUAGUAAGUCAAGUAGUAAAUCCAAACAAGCUGAAUCAAAUCAUUCCACACCUCGCAGCCAGCAGAACACACCCAAGCAGAGCCUCUCUGCCAGUAAAGGCUCCAAAAGCUCAGGGAAGAAGGCCACCCCAGUGUCUAAUGGCAGACCACCUCCUCGGGCUGGUAACCGCUCUAGUGCCCGUCUUAGCCUGGAGGUACUGAGCACCGGUGAUACCUCGGCUAAAGCAAAUACUCAGGCCAGCCCUGCUGCAGCCCAUACAGACUCCAGGAAAAGACCCAGCUCUGCAGAGGUCUCCCCAAAAUCCAAGGUGGUCCUGGCCCCAAACAACAACUCAAGUCGUCGCAGCUCAGGCAGAAAUCUUGGCGUCCAUGAGCUGUCAGCAUGUGAACAGCUCACUGUGGACUUGGUCAGACAUGAGGAUAGCUGGCCCUUCAUGAAACUCGUGUCCAGGACUCAGGUACCGGAUUACUAUGAUAUCAUCAAGAAGCCCAUUGCUUUGAGUACAAUCAGGGAAAAGGUGAACAACUGUGAAUACCAAACUGCAUCGGAGUAUAUAGCAGAUGUGGAGCUGAUGUUUUCCAACUGCCUUGAGUACAACCCUCGUAACACCAAUGAAGCAAAGGCUGGCCUCAGACUUCAAUCCUUCUUCCACUCUGAGUUGCAGAGGCUUGGCCUGGCUGACCGUAUGACCCCUCCACAAAAGCGACCCAGGCUGUAAACUAGCACUUCUUUCUCAUUUUCACCAGCAGACUGAUGGGCACAACAGUUUUUAAAUAAGACGUUCUGUUAAACAUCCACAUAACAAGAGGAUGAAACACGUUUCUAAAACUAUAUAGUAAUGCAAAAAAGCAUUUGUUGUCUAAGGUGAUCCAGGACAAACCUGUGCUGUGAAAAAUAUUUGCACUGUUUCUUGAAAAGUCCUUUCCAUCCACAUUGACUCAGGACAAGAAGAACAUUGUUUUUGAAAAUACUUUCUAAAUGGUGCAUUUGUAUUUUAUACCUUUGCUGCAUUUCUAGACUACUGUUUGUAUAGAUUUUCCCAACAUUAAAUCUUUGUUGCAUUGUAAAGUCUUGCAAAAUAGCUUUUUUCUUGUGUAGUUGUGAAUAGUAAAAUAACUAAAAAUACCUUGUCGGGUCCCUAUAGCUUGGUUAAACACUACAUAGGAACCAAAACCUGCUUCUUUCUUUUCUGAAUACUUUUCCAUGUGACUAAUUAGUUAUUUAUUUUAGUUUUGGAUAUAAUUUGAAAAUUGACAACUUGCUUUAUUUAUGAACAGUGUUCUUUUGUUUUUAUAGGCUGUGUUUGUAUACCUUGUUUGUUUUUUGUAAUGUAUUACCAGCAUUGGAUUCCAAACAGUAGAAACCUGGGUAAGAGGGGGUUCCUUGUUCAGACUCUUAAGCUUAUUUCCGAGCAAUUGUGUACAUUUUCCUUUAUGAAUCAAUAAAUUGACUUUGUUAAUAUUUUGUUUGUUGCAACGAC
Colossoma macropomum (tambaqui) is the source of this 5438-nucleotide messenger RNA. RefSeq names its product bromodomain adjacent to zinc finger domain, 1A (gene baz1a). The record is from RefSeq and is a predicted model, not a curated record. Gene Ontology annotation, biological process: chromatin remodeling. The transcript has 28 exons. The coding region runs from base 186 to 4676 and encodes 1496 amino acids. NCBI's taxonomy places the organism in Eukaryota, Metazoa, Chordata, Actinopteri, Characiformes, Serrasalmidae. Gene Ontology annotation, molecular function: protein binding.